Penicillium atrosanguineum is the source of this 1854-nucleotide messenger RNA. Its product is annotated as STE20 family serine/threonine-protein kinase. Gene Ontology annotation, biological process: protein phosphorylation. NCBI's taxonomy places the organism in Eukaryota, Fungi, Ascomycota, Eurotiomycetes, Eurotiales, Aspergillaceae. Bases 1 to 1854 code for a protein of 617 amino acids. Gene Ontology annotation, molecular function: protein kinase activity; ATP binding. The transcript is spliced from 5 exons. The record is from RefSeq and is a predicted model, not a curated record.
AUGGCGGACGAUAUGGCGAGCCGUUACCAGGUGAUGGAGGAACUGGGAAGUGGAAGUUUCGGCGUCGUUUACAAGGCCAUUGACACACACACCGGAGAGAUUGUAGCGGUGAAGCAUGUACGCGCCACUUUUUCAUCCGAUGCCCCUCACACACAUCUAAUUGACCUUUUUUCCGCGUCGCAGAUUGAUCUCGAGUCCAGCGAAGAUGAUAUUCAGGAGAUUCAGCAAGAGAUUUCCGUCUUGGCCACCUGCGCUAGUGCCUAUGUUACACAAUACAAGGCGAGCUUCCUGAAGGGUCACAAACUUUGGAUUGUGAUGGAAUUCCUCGGUGGCGGAUCCUGUUUAGAUCUGUUAAAACCCGGGGUCUUCAACGAAGCGCAUGUGGCAAUCGUCUGCCGAGAGUUGCUACAGGGUCUCGACUAUCUUCACGCUGAAGGAAAGAUCCACCGAGAUGUCAAGGCGGCAAAUGUAUUGCUCUCUCAAACUGGAAAAGUCAAGCUGGCAGACUUUGGUGUGGCCGCUCAGCUGGUCAAUAUCAAAUCGCAGCGCAAUACAUUUGUCGGUACUCCAUUCUGGAUGGCGCCGGAAGUUAUUCAGCAGGCUGGAUAUGACUUCAAGGCCGAUAUCUGGUCCCUAGGUAUUACUGCGAUUGAGAUGAUCAACGGCGAACCACCUCAUGCUAGUACCCACCCGAUGAAGGUCCUUUUCCUCAUUCCGAAACAGCCUGCCCCGCGACUAGAGGGCAACGAAUACAGCAGCACCUUCAAGGACUUUAUCGCCCAAUGUCUGACCAAGGACCCCGAUCGUCGCCCUAGUGCAAAGGAGUUGUUGCGACAUAAGUUCAUUCGCGGCGCUGGAAAGCCCGAGUCCCUGCAGGAACUCAUUCAUCGCAAGCAAGACUGGGAUGGCGGCCGCGGAGUCACGAAGGACGUCAAAUACUACGCAGAGUCCCUUAACACAAUCACCAAGCCACCUACCCCAGAGGAAGACGACGACGAUUGGGUGUUCGACACUGUCAAGGCUCCAUCUAUGUGGGUGCCCAAGGGUACUGACUGGACCACGCUCGACGAGGAUGAAGACGAAAACGAGACCAACCCUGCUCGACUGAUGGAGGACUUGCAUAUCUCUCCUCCGCCCGUGCCACCCAAGCAUCAGCCUAAUUCCACAGUUCGACGAACCCCGGCUGCCGACCGAUCACCUUCAAUCCGCAGAGCCAACACCAAGCGGCGAUCCAGCGGUAUCAAGCAGCCUCUCGGUCUAGACUUGAGUUACGGGAACAGCCCGUCUACUGUUCGGCAAUUCCGCCGUGUAUCGGACCGAGUUCCCAGUGAAACACCAAAGGUGCCACCUGGCUUCGACGAGAACUCUAGUCCGAAAGUGGUCUCUGGGGAUUCCAGCAGCAAGGAAGCUCAGCUGGGACGCCGUGCAUACAGCCGUGCUGUUGGGCUUUCCUGUCAGGAAGUUCUCUCUACUACUGGCGACGGAGAGAAGCGUGAGGCCAUUUCCCGGCUGGCCGAGGCCUGGAGUGACUUGGAGAUGGUCGACCCUGAGGGACUCUAUCACAUCAUCCGCACCAUGAACGAGAAACUUCAGGCUGAUCCCCGCCUCAACUCCAUGAUCCCCACAUCCCCUCAACCUGACUCUCCUGGACGCCCCCGUCUCGUUCUAGCCCAGAACAACCCUCACCUCAAAAGCCACCGUCGCCGACAGUCGAGCGUGGCGGAACCGAAUCCUCCCUCGCCCCUCUCCAACAUGCCUGGCCAAAACGUCGCCGGCAUGGAACAUACCAAGCAACUGUCUGAUGUGCUCUACUCACGUUGGGCAGACGGACUUCGCAAUCGCUGGGGCAUCUAA